ACGAAACAGCGUGAGGGACAGAAAACGACCCUGUUUAUGGAAAUCCUCCUCCUCACCAUCAUCGCUGUUAGUCUCACACUCAAACAUGGACAGUGGACUGACAGAUCUUCACUGAGGAUUUUAAACUCACCUGGAGUCGGACAAAGAGAAAAACCUGGACUCAAAACCUGAGUGAAACUUCCAUGAGUGAUUGAAAUUCGUCCCAGCUGAAUCCCAGCUAGGCCAUGCUCACGCUAUGACCACUACAAUGGUUCGGUCUGUAAUAUUGACAGUCCUGAUACAUACCGUCCUGGUAUCCCACGGUGCUCAGUGUUUGCAGCCUGUUGAGGGAGCCUCCCUUCAUUCAGGUGUCCUGGACCUCCCUUGGCAGGAUGAGCUGUGCUGUGACUCACCUUCAGCCCACCUCACUGUGGAGGGAGACAGCACACACAUUCCUGAGACAAACCGCUCUGAAUCAAACCACCCACACUAUCCCCUCUGCAGCUUCAGGAGCUCAUCCACAGAAUCACGUCCUCAUGAUUCCUCUGGCGGGACCUGCUUGGACAUCCUGUGCAGAAUUAAUGAAAACUGGGAAAACUUAACAUGUGAACUUCAGUCUCGUGCUCCACCAUCAACCACGCUGGAUGCUGGCCUCAUGGCAGUUAGUUUACAGCGUCUUCUGUCCCAGAAAGACGACGCAGAGCUGGAUGAUGGGAAAUUUGCACCUGAUACUCGUGUUGUCUGUGAGGCCGAGGAUUCCUUCAUGUGUUCAGUCGCUCUCGACGCUACAACAGGCUUUAACAUCGUGUUAACUGUCAGCAUAUCCGAUGCCGUCGCUCCGCUGAUCGUCCUCAGAAUACCUGCCCGACCUGUGAAGCCAAGCCCUCCAGUCAACCUGUCACAUGUCCAGACCAUUGAGGCAGAACUGAUUCUACACUGGGACGACCCGUCAGACUUUGGUACCGGUCCACUGAGAUACGAAGUCCGACACUCCUCCAACACCACUCGUCCCGCCUGGCAGGUGGUGUCUGUUUCUGGAGAACCCCGGUUGUCUCUGGACCUGAAGGCCAGACUGAACUACACCAUCCAGGCUCGCUGCUCCGGCCUUGACGAGCCUCCAGUGUGGAGCGACUGGAGCAAACCUCACCACAUCUACCUGGACACAGUGAGCUACAUCCCUGAGAAAGUGGUGGUGAGACCCGGGGAGAACGUAACGGUGUAUUGCGUGUUCAACGACCACAGCCACAACGCCAGCACGGCCAUGUGGAUGCUCAACUUCAAACAGCGGCUUCAUCGCAGUCAGUACCACCCGGUCAACCAGUGGGUCAGCCAGAUUACAGUGCGUCCCUCGGAGACUCGGAUGUAUGAUCUUCUGCAGUGCACCCAGUGGACCAUCCCGUACAGCCAGAUCUAUGUAGAAGGAGCUUUCAUCGAUAUAAAAUGUGAAACCAACGGUGAUAUUGAUGGUAUGGACUGCAGCUGGAAUAACACACAGUGGACUAAACCCAACUUCAGAUCCAGGUGGGCCGACCUGCCGUGUGACGUGAUGGAGGAGAGAGAACGAGCGGGGGAGAAUGUCGGGGAGUUGGGACCCUCCUGUCUGCAGGUUCGAAACAGGCAGAAAAGCUGCACCAUCCAUCCUCUGAGGAUGAACUGCUACAAGCUGUGGCUGGAGGUGCCGUCCCGACUCGGCCCUAUCAGGUCUAAACCCGUCUACCUGUCGCCCAUAGAUUAUGUGAAACCUCACACACCCACUAAUGUGAAGGCAGUGAGUGGGAGCAGUGGGUUCCUGAUGGUCACCUGGGAUCCUCCGUAUCUGCCAGGCGACGGGCUCCAAUGUCAGUUUCGGUACCACUCGUCCUCCGCUCUGAGAGCCCAGCCGGAGUGGAAGGUCCAGAGUGCAGUGCGUGUGCCGUGGGCGGAGGUCGCUGUGUCGGACAUGUGCAGGGUGUAUGUGGUACAAGUACGAUGCAUGCAUGCCAACGGCACCGGCUACUGGAGCGAAUGGAGCGAUUCGGUCUACUCCACGCCUCAGAACAGCAGAGCUCCUGAACGUGGACCUGAUUUCUGGAGAAUCCUUCAAGAUUAUCCAUACAGGAACCAGACUAAUGUCACUCUGCUGUUUCAGCAUCUUCAAAUAUCAGGGCGCUCUUACUGCGUUGAUGGAUUUAUUGUCCAGUACGAGGCCUCAGGAGGCUCUGUGAUGAGGGAGCAGAUCGAGCUGGCGUCCUCCUACAGCUUUGAGUGGAACCAGGUGCCUCAAGUGGUGACUGUGGAGGCGUACAAUGAUGUGGGGAGCUCCACUAACAACAUCAACAUGAGGCUGGAGCGACAACCCAAACGCCGAUGUGUGCGUGCGUUCAGUGUGUUGGUUAUCAACAGCACCUGUGUGUCUCUGUCCUGGAGUCUGCUGGACAACAGCUCCGUGCCUCUGUCCAUGGUGGUCCAGUGGUCUCCACAGAGACAGCAGGACUCGGAUCAUCACAAAGGCUGGAGUGGAGAAACUUGGGCCAGGCUGCCCUACACCGAACGCCCCAUCCAUCUGAGAGGUGAUUUCUUUGGCUCUGAGGAGUUCUACUUGUACCCUGUGUUUGCUGAUGGAGAAGGGGAGCUGGUGUACGCCACAGCCACCAGAGGAUAUCCUGCAGCUUACAUGAUGCUGAUGAUCAUCUCCUUUCUCUCCAUUGUCCUGUUCGUCACCCUGAUCCUCUCCCAAAACCAGAUGAAAAAGUUUGUGUGGAAAGAUGUUCCCGAUCCAAACAAGUGCUCCUGGGCCAAAGCACUAGACUUCAAAAAGGCUGACACCUUUGACCACCUGUUCAGACCGCCAGAGGGCCUGUCAGCCUGGCCGCUGCUCCUGCCGUCUGAGAACAUUUCCACAGUCGUCUUAGUGGACAAGAUCGAUCUGUCGGCUCUGACUACAGCUUUAGUCCAAGCCCCUCUUGUGUCCUUAUCUCCCAACCCAGCCACUGCCUUAUCUAUCUCCAUCCCUUCAGGGUUUGACUCAGAGGUCAAACAAGCCCAAAGCACGGAGAGCGAGGUGUCCCUAAGUGGAGCUUCUUCCUUAGCCAUUAAUAUAGAUGCUUUAACCAGUUUAAAUCAGUCACAGCUUGUGGAUCCCACAGAAAACCAGCCUCCACGCAGCUCUGACAGCUCUGCUCAGUCUUCAGUCACAUACGCCACCGUGCUGCUCUCCGAUCUGAAGCAGGAGCAGCAGCCCAUUCAUCUCUACAAGGACGGUAGUGGCAGCAGCUCCAGCGACGAGGGAAACUUCUCCGCCAACAACUCAGACAUUUCUGGAUCUUUCCCCGGUGGCUUGUGGGAGCUGGAAAGCUGCCGAGGGGGAGAGCUGGACGACCCGCGUCGCUCCUGCUCCUACAACUCUGUGGAGGAGCUUUCUGAAACGUCAGGGCAAGAGGACGAAGACGAGGAGGAGAGGCGAGAAGAGAAGGACUUGUAUUAUUUAGGAAUGGACUAUCCGGCAGAGGAUGAGGAGAGCGAGGAAGACGAGGAGCAGACAGAAGAGGACACGUCUAUCGAGCUGCUUAAAAGUGUAGUUUUGAACAGAGAGGACUGUUCUGUAGAGUCGCACCCUUUGCUUGGCCCCGAGGAGUCAAACGAGCUGCUGUCAGCACGUGGCUUUUCGUCGCUGUACCUGCCUCAGUUCAGAACUGCUCCAUGCACGAGGCAACUCACAGCUCAAGCACACGAUGGCAGCGGUGACUCUCACACAGACUGCAUUUAGAUAACAAUGUACGCCUUUAAAAUCCGUCCUGUUUUUGACUAAUUCAGAUGUUACCAAAGCGGAUUUUCACGUUCCUUCAGACAUAUUGAGGUGUAGAGCUAAAAAAAAAAAAAGUUAAAAUACCUCAACUUGUGUGA
Centropristis striata (black sea bass) is the source of this 3861-nucleotide messenger RNA. It is a transcript of the gene lepr, whose product is annotated as leptin receptor. Bases 236 to 3724 code for a protein of 1162 amino acids. The record is from RefSeq and is a predicted model, not a curated record. Gene Ontology annotation, biological process: immunoglobulin mediated immune response; cytokine-mediated signaling pathway. Gene Ontology annotation, cellular component: external side of plasma membrane. Gene Ontology annotation, molecular function: cytokine receptor activity; protein binding. The transcript has 21 exons. NCBI's taxonomy places the organism in Eukaryota, Metazoa, Chordata, Actinopteri, Perciformes, Serranidae.